Messenger RNA from Saccostrea cuccullata (small rock oyster), 811 nucleotides. RefSeq lists its product as uncharacterized. Gene Ontology annotation, cellular component: membrane. The annotation marks the transcript as partial. The transcript is spliced from 7 exons. The record is from RefSeq and is a predicted model, not a curated record. Lineage: Eukaryota; Metazoa; Mollusca; Bivalvia; Ostreida; Ostreidae. Gene Ontology annotation, molecular function: calcium ion binding. Gene Ontology annotation, biological process: homophilic cell-cell adhesion.
GGAUUAAUAACAUUUAGUGUCAAUCCAGUGAACGAAUAUCCACCCAUUGCUGUUAGAAAUGACACUUUCCAGAUACAAGAGGGCGAAGGGCCGACUCCAAUAUUCAUCGCUCGUAUGUUGGAUUUCUUUGAAGACCGUGAUUGUCCAAGGGUCAACCCUAUAUUUUACAUCUCAAAAACUACUGGAAAGACAGAUGCAAGUGAGUAUUUCACUGUUAACGCCACAACAGGAUUUCUGUAUCAAAUAAGGAACUUUGAUUACGAAGACACCAGCAUCCAGUGCGGUUUGGGAAAAACUGAAGGAAUCUUAAAUAUCACUGCAAAGGACGGUCCUCAUACCGUAUCAACAAUCCUGAAUGUAAACUUUACUAACAUUGAUGACACUCCCCCCGUGUUUGUCAGAUCUGAAUGCUCCACUACCUGCUACUCUUGUCCAGUUCCUGAUAUUUCUGUUACGAUUGAUUACUUUGAUCAGGGAACGAUCAAAACUGAACCUAGCCACUUAAAGGCCAUCGAUACAGAUAGUCCUCAGUCAAAAAUUACCUACAAAUUAAUAGUUUAUCCUGAAACAUACAAAGAAAAUAUUGAGUUUGAAAAUGGUACAUUCAUUCUUAAUCAGUCGUUUGCAAACUUCUCCAACUUUGGUGAACCUUCAGACUUCAGAGUGAUUGUAGUUCUGCAGGCAUUUGGAAGUAACGGUCAGAAAUCAGAGCAUCUCGUUUUAAUAUUACAUGUAACAUUGCCUAAAACCACGACAAAAGACACAACAACCAUGGAUAAAGAAAUAUGUAUUCUUUCAACAACUACAGAAG